Molecule: messenger RNA, 1494 nt
Organism: Rotaria sordida
Lineage: Eukaryota; Metazoa; Rotifera; Eurotatoria; Philodinida; Philodinidae
Source: the annotation of a GenBank genome assembly
AUGGCUGAUAGUCAUGAUAAUACACAAAAUUCUAAUUCAUUAUUAAAGAAAAAAAAAAGUAUUCGUGUUUUUAUACCUCGUCGACAACGUACGGUGAAACGUGGAAAACGUAUGUUUUCUCAUAUAUCAUCAUCAUCUAUCAAUUCACAUAAAACAAUGGCAUCAUCAUCGAAUAAUGUUCAAGAAUUAGUUUCAUUAAUAGAACAAAAAAUAAAUAAUAAAAAAAAUAAAUCUCGACAUAAGAAAAAUAUUAUUGUUGUUAAUUAUAAACCUGUUUUUGUUAAUUGUUAUAAAGACAAAUCAUUUCAAAAUCCUAAAUCAACAUCAAACUCAAAAUCUCAAACAAAAUCUAUUCAUACUAAUAAUGAUUUUUCAUCUUCAAAUCAUUAUGGUCGAAAAUCGAGUUUUACAACAGCAACAACAACGACAACAUCCAAUGGUUCACCAUUACGUUCAAUGUCAAAUAGUUCACAAUAUCAACAACCACUUUUACUUGAUGUACCUGAUGUUGAAGAUCCAUUAAAAUUUAUUGAAAUAAUGUAUCAACAGUUAUUUACUGAAGAUGGUCGUUUACGUAGUGAAGCAGAACCAUUAGCAUUUGCAAAUUGUGUUCAACAAAUAGUAACAAAUUCAAGAAAAAAUUCUACAUCAUCAGCAUUUUCAAAUCGAUCUACAUCGUCACAUUUAAAACCUGUGAAUUUCGAUACAAAUCAUCAACAACGAAAAUUUUCAUCACCUUCAAAUCAUCAUCCUCAUCAUAUGCAAACACCAAGAGCUACAUCAUUAUCUUCAUCACCUCAUAAUAUUCUUAAUGAACAUUACGAUACAUAUAGUGAAGAAGAAGACGAAGAAACUCAAACAUUUAUGCAAACAAAUAAUCCACAUAAAAUAAUCAAGUCUGAUAAUGAUAUAUCUCGAAAAAAUACAAAUAAUCAUCUUCAACUUCAUACAUCUUCAAAUUCAUAUCAUCAAAAAGAAUUAUUAACAAAUCAAACAACAACAACAGCAAGUAAUGGUUUUCAUAUAUCUAUAGAUGAUACAAGUAGUGAAGAUCUUGAUACAUUUUCUGAUAUGGAUUUUAUGCAAUUUAAUAAUACAACAAUGCAACAAUCACCAAGUGUUGAUGAAGAUUUAACACAUACAGAUUCAAGACUUUUAUCAUCUGGUUAUCAAUCAUUAGAUCGUUCAAGAAAAUCUUUUGAACAAAACAAAUCAAUUAUAUUGAAAUCUUAUUCUGAAAAUGAUUUAUAUUAUUUAGAAGAUAAAAAUCAUAUUCAUCAUUGUAAAAGUUAUAUACGUUCAUCAAAUAUAAUUGUGAUGCCACCUAGAAUAUCAACAUCAUUAUCAUUAACAAAUAUCAUUAAACGACUACAACAACCACUUGGAAAAAUAUUAAUGAAAUAUGUUAAUUUUAUUCUUAUUACAAAAAAUGUUCUUCUUUUACCAUUAUUUAUUUUUCUUCUACGUCAACGACCAAUGCAUAUAGGAGUUUAG